This is a messenger RNA of Prunus armeniaca (apricot), 885 nucleotides long. NCBI's taxonomy places the organism in Eukaryota, Viridiplantae, Streptophyta, Magnoliopsida, Rosales, Rosaceae. The record is from the annotation of a GenBank genome assembly.
AUGGAUUCUUAUACUUCUUCUCAGUUUGUGUCACAAGAGGGUUUCAAACUGUUUCAUUCCAUUGACAGAGAUUUGUACACCAUCUUGGUAAUUCACCUCUGCAGGGACCCACUGGAGUCCAUGCAGGUCAUGGCCCUCUGGCUCUGGUUGGAGAAAGUUGGGUUCAAGAAUGCUGUGAAAAAGAUCCUAUCUUUACCUUUCAUUUUGAUCAAUGAGCUUGCAGAUGAGGCAGUGACAUGCCUCAACAUAAUCAACGGCACCCAUUUUUCUUUACCAUUUGAGGCCAAUGACAUUCCUCUCCUCCAAAGCUUCAUGGAAAAAGAAGUGUCCCUCCAAUUUUUCCAUGAAAAUCAGCAAGCCGCAGCUCAAGGUGUCACCAAAGCUGCCAACAUUGUGUGCCUCCCAGCAUUUGAUGAUAUUAUGAAGCAAGCCAUUGAGAUAAAUUCUUCCCAAAACUCAGCAGAUCACAGCCAGGUGAUUUUAUCAUCAUCAUCUUCUUCAUCUUCAUCUUCAUCUUCAAUUCAACAACAACAGCUACAAGCUUUGCCCCAAAUUCUGGUGCCACCAAACGAGAGGACCAUGUUUGUGACGUUCUCAAAAGGGUACCCAGUACAUGAGCAUGAGGUGAAGCAAUUUUUCACGGCAGCAUUUGGGGAUUGCGUUGAGUCUCUGCAGAUGCAAGAAGUGCAGCCUUUUGAACAAUCUCUGUUUGCUCGUGUGGUUUUCCACUCUGCAUCAACCAUUGAAGCCAUACUCAGUGGGGUGAGCAAGGCCAAAUUUACAAUCAAUGGAAAGCAUGUGUGGGUCAGAAGAUUUGUGCCAAAACGCGCAAGGUCUUUGCUUCCACAAAUGCCGUGGCAACCAAUUUCCCCUUUUGGGCCAUAG